AUGGCUACAGGGAAAGGAAAGCGCUCUUCGCGGGCUAAUGAGAUUGCUCCCUCGGUGGGCGUCUCAGCUCCCGUUGCAGAAUCCAUGCCAUUCAUGCCGGACGAGAGCGCCUUCGCAGGCCUACGACAGAAAAUUGAACAGCGUUUGAAGAACCAGAAUCAGAGCACCGGGAAGGGCAAAAAGGUUAAUAUCAAGCCAUCGGCCCCUGCUGCAAAUCUUUCCGUAAAUAACGGAAAGCCAUCUCCCGCAAAGCCUGGCCGGAAUCAAGAUUCUGCGCAAGGCAAGAAGCGGGAUCGCAACGGCGAGGUGAUUGCUCGGGAGCAAAAAAACGGUGGAUUCACGAAGCAAGAAAAACCCAAAGUCGGCAAGAAGAGCAAUGACGACGAAACACUUCGCCAAGAGAUUCUAGCUAUGGGUGGUACCGAGGAGGAUCUUGACCUUCUUGCGGGUGUCGACUCUGAGUCUGAAGUUGAGGGCGAGUCCGGGAAUGCUGAUGAUGAUCUUCGGAAGCAGCUCUCUAGCAUGUUGGAAGCUUCAGGGCACGUUGUGCCUGAGGAUCUAGCAGAUGACGAAGUCGAAGACAUCGAUGAGGAAAUAGAGAGCGAGGAUGAUCUCCAGGAUAGCGAGGACAAUGCAGUGAGCAGCGGGCCAGAAUCCGAUAUUGAAGAAGCCCCCGCUCCGAAGACAAAGGAGUCCAACUCUGUGGUUCCCAAGGAGUAUCUGAAGCUGGCAAGUUCUGGAGCCUAG
This is a messenger RNA of Penicillium digitatum Pd1, 747 nucleotides long. NCBI's taxonomy places the organism in Eukaryota, Fungi, Ascomycota, Eurotiomycetes, Eurotiales, Aspergillaceae. The record is from RefSeq and is a predicted model, not a curated record.